Molecule: messenger RNA, 1811 nt
Organism: Punctularia strigosozonata HHB-11173 SS5
Lineage: Eukaryota; Fungi; Basidiomycota; Agaricomycetes; Corticiales; Punctulariaceae
Product: cyclopentanone 1,2-monooxygenase
Exons: 3
Coding region: 56-1726 (556 amino acids)
Molecular function (GO): oxidoreductase activity
Source: RefSeq, a predicted model, not a curated record
CGAGCUGCCCGCUUCUGAUCGUCGUCCCUCUCCUCAUAGUCCGGGAAUCGUCGCCAUGCCUUUCCGCACCGAUUUAAGCACGGAACCGCCAGCGAGGGCCGGGCAGAGCGACACCUAUGCGGAUAAUCUCGAGGUCGACGUCCUUAUCGUCGGGGCCGGCUUUGGCGGAGUCUACCUGCUGCACAAACUCCGCGACGAGUUUGGCAUGAAGGUGAAGGUCGUCGAGGCGGGAAAGGACCUUGGCGGGAUCUGGUACUGGAAUUGCUACCCUGGCGCGCGCGUCGACUCGAUGGUUCCGGUAUACGAAUACAGCAUGGAAAAGCUAUGGAAGAACUGGAACUGGACGGAGAAGUACCCGGACUGGGCCGAGCUGCGCAAGUACUUCGACUUUGUCGACAAGCAGCUCGACAUCAAGAAGGACGUCGCCUUCGACUCGAAGGUCGUCGGCGCGCGGUUCGACAAGGCGUCGCAGAGAUGGGUCACGAAGCUGGAAGACGGCCGGACGGCGUACUCCAAGUUGUUCAUCUGCGCCACCGGGUUCGCGGCGAAGCGGUAUUUUCCCGAUUGGCCCGGUCUGGACACGUUCAAGGGUAUCAUGCACCACUCGUCGUUCUGGCCCAGCGAGGGCGUCGAUGUCGCCGGUAAGCGAGUCGCGGUCAUCGGCACCGGUUCUACCGGCAUCCAGAUCGCGCAGGAGACGGCGAAGACGGCGAAGUCCGUCACCGUGUUCCAGCGCACGCCCAACCUUUGCCUGCCAAUGCGUCAGGAGAAGUUGACCAAGGAGGCGCAGGAGGCGCAGAAGAAGGAUUAUCCCGAGUUCUACAAGAACCGCAUGACGACCUUCUCCGGCUUCCCCAUGGACUUUGUCGAUCGCAACACGCUGGACGACACCCCUGAGCAGCGCGAGGCGUUCUUCGAGGAGCUCUGGCAGAAGGGCGGAUUCUGGUUCUGGCUGGGCACGUACAAGGACAUGCUGAAGGACGAGAAGGCCAACGACGAGGCGUACAAGUUCUGGGCGAAGAAGACGCGCGCACGCAUCACCGAUCCCGUCAAGCGCGACAUCCUCGCGCCGCUCGAAAAGCCGCACCCGUGGGGGACCAAGCGCCCCUCCCUCGAGCAGAACUUUUACGAGAUGCUGGACCGGCCGGAGAACGAGGUGGUCGACGUGAAGAAGACGCCGAUCGUCGAGGUGACCGAGAAGGGCGUCAGGACCGCCGACGACAAGGAACGCGAGUUCGACGUCAUCGCCCUCGCCACCGGUUUCGACUCCUUGACGGGCGGGAUGAAGAGCAUGGGCCUGAAGGACGUCAACGGCGCGGACCUGAGCGAGAAGUGGAAGAACGGGACGUACAGCUACCUCGGCAUGACGUUGUCGGGAUUUCCCAACCUGUUCUACCUCUACGGCGCCCAGGGCCCGACGGCGUUCGCCAACGGCCCCAGCUGCCUCGAGAGCCAGGCAGGCUGGAUCCUAUCCGCCAUCGCGAAGAUGAGGAAGGAGGGCAUCAGCUACAUCGAGCCUACGACGGCGAGCGAGCAGGAGUGGCACGACAAGAUCCAGACGAUCAGUAAGACGACGCUCUUCCACAACGUCGACAGUUGGUACAUGGGCGCCAACAUCCCUGGUAAACCGCGAGAGCAACUGAGCUUCUCGGGCGGGCUCCCGCUCUACACGCAGGAGUGUCGCAAGGUGCUGGACAACGGGUUCGAAGGCUUCGUGACCGCAUGAAAGGCUAGAUGAAAGUAGAUUUGGCGUCGGUGACUUAUCAUGGUAUACAUGAAGUGUAACAUACUGUAUUCAAUCUAUAUGAUUC